This is a messenger RNA of Yamadazyma tenuis ATCC 10573, 1990 nucleotides long. RefSeq lists its product as uncharacterized. Gene Ontology annotation, molecular function: protein binding. NCBI's taxonomy places the organism in Eukaryota, Fungi, Ascomycota, Pichiomycetes, Serinales, Debaryomycetaceae. The record is from RefSeq and is a predicted model, not a curated record.
ACCGCAAGGAUGAUCUUGGAGUUUCCACUAGAUGUGUGGGGUUUGAUCAUUGAGAGAGGCCGUUUGGACAUUCCCGAUGUGCUAAAUCUCCUAAGAGUGAACAAACAGCUUAACGUGCUUCUCAAGCACAAUUCUAUCUGGUAUAGAAUCAUGUAUAACAAAUACCUUAAACUCCAACUUCAAUUCGAUAUAAAGUCCGCCAAACAGUUGGUGCGUGCUAGAAAUGACGGUUCGACCUCACAGAACUACUUUCAGACUUGUAUGUGGUUCUACAAAAAGGACCUUGAAUAUCACAACAGUAUCCCAGACACAAAUGCAGAUAUAGGCAUGUUUUUGGAUAGGUUUUCUAUUGAUGAUGACUACUUGCCAAUAAUAUAUAACCAUUACCACCAACUUCCUCAAGACUAUACAGAGAUGAUUAGAAAGAAGAAUUAUCGGAUUCACUUGCUGGAAAGAGCUGAUUGCCUCAAUUUAUUACAAGCACAGUCUUUUAAAGUUGGUAUAGACUACUUGAGCAAGAUGUUUAACGGAGAGAUUGAUACAACGUCGGCCCUGGCCCUUGAAGAAUUCUGGUUCAAUAUCAGUCUCCUUGACCGGGCGUCUCAUAGCUUGGUGUAUACCAGACAGCAGGUCCUCAAGAGAAUAUUCAAGUUGCUUCACCGUGACAUACGAAUCAAAAUCUUCUUUAAUGAAAGCAUACAUCUGAAUGUGCUGCUAAUUCUGGUGGAGAACGAUAAGGACAUACUUGUUUUUAAGGAUGAGCAGGCUUUGAUGCAGUUGAUUGUUCAUAUAUUCCGGUUGUCGAUGUCGUGUUUAGAGUUUCAGAACCCAUUGGUUUCAAUUGACGAUGAGGUGGUGUUUGGCAAGUAUUGUUCAUCGUAUUUCCUAGAGGAUUUUAGUCUUCUUCGGCUUUAUGGAGGACAAGUCAAGGGUCACCCGUUCUUGAUAAUGGCGAUUCUUAUCAAAGUCAUUGACGAGUUUUUGAUUUCGAACUACAGAAUUAGGUUCGAAGACUCUGAGAACAUUGAGAAUCUCCAAAUCAACAUGACUUCAACUUAUCUUCGGGUCAGAAACCACUUGUUUUCGUUCGAUAGAAAGACCUUAACUCUCUUCACAAGUUUCGACGUCUAUACCAUCAGUGAAGUGGUGAUGAACUUGAGGAACAGAAGCUAUUUCGAGAUCUCCAAGUUCAUUGAGCCAUUGGAGUUCAAAUAUGUGGUGGAGUGUUUCCUUCAUUUAGACACAUUUAUGGAAGCAAAGUCUCUUGAUACAAUCAUGCGCCCUGAUUACUACUUCACCAACCCUAUUGUGAAUUUAAAUUCAUUUGUCCAUCACGAGUUUAACACUAUCUCAGCCCAAGCAUAUUCGUUUCUCAAGCUCUUGUGCCGCUACAUCCAAGAUAUUGACUCAGAAAAUGAUUUUCUCGAUUCGAUGUUCUGUAGGGAACUUGAACGGAGCAUGAACUAUUUGAACAACCACAUCUAUUUUAACGCUAUCUUCCACACGUUGCAAAACAACCCUCUGAAGCAAAAUAAAGUCAAGGCUCACUUCUUAGAUCAUCCAUCUGAAGAUUGGCUUUUUUCUGAAAACUUUGCUUUAUUUGAAGACAACUCUAAGAUCUCCAUUAAGAAGAUUUUGAAGAACUACUUCUUUGUCAAGGUAAGAGAUCCAACAAAACCGUUACAAUCCGGGACUAUUAUCAAGCAUGAGAAGUUUGAAACCUACGGAAUUGUUUUGGGCGAGGUGAUGACAACCAACGAGAAUACCCAUUAUUAUAGGGUCUACACCACUAAGAAAACCACUGAAUGCUACAACCUCAAUUCGAUUUCGGUUGUGGAUCAUAAUACAAAAGACUUGGAUAAACUCCUUAACUUCAUUCUCAAGUCUUGCGGUGAAGAUGUUAUUGCCUCGCUUUUCGGCAAUUGCCUAGUGUUAUCGGAGUCCCAUCCUCUACUUCUCAUGUUUUAACGAAUAUACAGCAUAAGUAUCA